GGCCAUGGCCGACGCGGCGAAGCGGGCGCGGUGCGUCUCCCCCGCGUCUCCCCCGGGCGCCCUGCCUGUUUUCCUGCGCUGGUGCGCGGCGGCCGGCGUGGAGUUGAGCGCCAAGGUCGGCGUGAGCCGUGAGGGCACCGUGGCCGCCUACGGGCUGCUGGCCAGGGAGAGCCUGGGCGCCGGCGAAGAGCUUUUCCGCGUCCCCAGGACGGCGCUCCUGUCCCAGCACACCAGCGCCCUCGCCCCGCUCCUGCGGAAAGAAGAAGCCUCCCUUCAGAGCGCCUCCGGCUGGGUCCCUCUCCUGAUUUCUCUCCUCUACGAAUCCACAGUUAGCAAUUCCCGUUGGGGGCCUUAUUUGUCUCUUUGGCCCCAGUUCACUGAUUCGGAUCACCCCAUGUUCUGGGGUCCUGAAGAGCGGGCGCGGCUUCUGCAAGGGACAGGAGUCCUUGAAGCUGUGGAGAAAGACUUGGCCAAUAUUGAGAUGGAGUAUUCCUCUAUCAUCUUGCCCUUCCUGAAGGCCCACCCAGAUCUCUUCAACCCAAAGAUGCACACGCUCGAUCUCUAUCGGAGGCUGGUGGCAUUUGUCAUGGCUUACAGUUUCCAAGAACCUCUGAAUGAGGAAGAAGAGGAGGAAGAACCUAAUCCUCCAGUGAUGGUGCCCCUGGCAGAUCUUCUAAAUCACGUAGCCCUCCACAAUGCCAACUUGGAAUAUUCUUCGGAGUCCUUGAAAAUGGUCACCACUCGGCCUGUCCACAAAGGCCAGGAGAUCUUCAACACCUAUGGAGAAAUGGCCAACUGGCAGCUCCUUCACAUGUACGGCUUUGCUGAGGCCUACCCUGGCAAUACCAACGACACUGCUGACAUCCAGAUGUCAACGCUGCUGAAAGCUGCGCUUCAAGCCACAGAUACAGACAUGGAAGAGAAACUGGUCCUGGACCAAUGGGACUUCCUUUGCCGUCAGGAAAUGGUGGGUGAGGAAGGGGCUUUUGUGAUUGGCUGGGAGAGAGUUUUCACUGAAGAGGAGCUCUCGGUGACAUUACAGGUGCUGACCAUGUCUGUGGAGGAAUUCAAGGAGUUUAAAGACCAAGAGGCCAAGACUGAUGGAAAAGGGACCACUUGCUUCAUCCAGUCAGUUACUAUGAUACCCAACCUGAGUGCUGCUCAGAAGAAGCUUCUCUUUGAUGCCACAGUAUUAACGCUGAAGGCUUUCUCCUCUGGCUUGAAGGAGGAGGAAACAAUGCUGGGAGACCUGCAGGCUUAUUUGAAAUUAAGCCGCCGGGAACAAUUUGCCCUCCAAGUGCGAUAUGGCCAGAAGAAAAUUCUGCAUCAAUUACUUGAGCUGACAAAGUAGCUGCUGCUGCUGGAGGGUGGCAAUCUUUGGGCCUAAAUGCCAGAACGAGGCUUCUAAGCAGAUGGAGGCUGUUUUCAUAGGCUAUAAAAAUGAAUUCCAUGGAUGGAGUUGGUUUCCUCAAGGACCUAAUGGUUCAGACUUGUCUUCAGAAGAAAGCUGUUUGGUCCAUCUAUGUCUACCGUAGAAGCAAAGUCAACAACCUUUAAGAGGACACCUCUGAAUAGCUUUGUGGGCCAUCAGCAUAUUUUGGUGACGUUCAUUCACAAGAAUUAAAGGUGCUUGUGAUUGGAAUGUCACAAAGAUGUUUUGUCAUAGCAUGGAAUAGUUUGGCAGGUUAAAUUCUUAAAGGAAAUUUGACAUACAAUAAACAUUUUACUAUAAG
Messenger RNA from Protobothrops mucrosquamatus (brown spotted pit viper), 1733 nucleotides. It is a transcript of the gene SETD6, whose product is annotated as SET domain containing 6, protein lysine methyltransferase. Bases 5 to 1351 code for a protein of 448 amino acids. Gene Ontology annotation, molecular function: protein-lysine N-methyltransferase activity; protein binding. Gene Ontology annotation, biological process: peptidyl-lysine monomethylation. The record is from RefSeq and is a predicted model, not a curated record. Gene Ontology annotation, cellular component: nucleus. The transcript has 8 exons. Lineage: Eukaryota; Metazoa; Chordata; Lepidosauria; Squamata; Viperidae.